AUGUCGUCUACCAAAGGGAGCAACAUCGUUAGUCCGUUGCACGGUCUUAAUGUGCCCAACCUUGAGAACUUCGUUCUGCCAAGCAGUAUAGAUGAUGAAAAUGUUGAUAAUCAUGAUGGUAUGUUAUCUAGUGAAGAGGCAAACCAUGUUGAGUGGAUGAUCACCGAGGAUGGUGAGUUAUACGCGGUGCCAACUGAGAAUGCCACCGAAGAACAAGCAUGUGACAGUCUGAACAAUAUACUGUCACGUUUCUAUGUGCCAUCGACGGAUGAGGAGGGAAGUUUCAGUGUUCCAAAUAUGGGAACCAUUGGCGAGCAUGGGCUAGAACUGGAAGAAGUGAAUGGAGACAUGUUCGAUGUACCAUUGAUCCAGGCGAAUGGUGCGUUUGGAGCGAUGAAUAAGUAUGGAGACGAUGAUGAGUAUGACAUGCUAAUGCUUAUGGGAAAUGACGAGGAAGAUGAGAGUGGAGUCAUAGAGAAUGAGAUAGAGAACGAGUUAGAGCAGGCGAUCGAUAAGUUAAUAGCCUACAAGGCGGAUUCAUGUUGGGAAGGUGAAAUGUUUAAGGGAAAUGAACCGAGUGAAGAUGAAGGAAAUGGAAGGCUUGAUGAAGAAAAGUCGAAAGGGAAGUUGGUUGACAAGGCGGAAGAAAACGAGAGAUGGAAGGGAAAGAGAGCGGCAGAAAUGGGAAUGGAAUCGGAGAAGGCCAAGGACCAACGGAUCGUUGGAGUAAACCCGCUUCCACUUGGGAUGGAAUAUGGGAUUAACACCAAGGUUAAGCCCAGAAUACAGGCAACAGCGAGGAAGUCAGUUGGGAAGAAGUUGGCCACUCCGGCUAAGCGCCCGUGUGAGAUAUGCAGCCAUACCGAUCAUCCGACCAAAGAAUGCUUGUAUCCACCACAUACUAUGCCAUAUAUGGAUGAUUGUGCUAAGUGUUCUUGUUGCGGAGGGGUGGGACAUAUGUCCAUGUACUGCCCGUACGUUGCACCGAAUGCGAGCGAAGGAUCUUCGAGAGGAGUCAGGCCAUUAAUGACUACGGUAGCGGAGGAGAAGUGUUUGAAUGAAGGGAUGCCCUCGUUUUUGUGGGUAAGGAGAUUCAAAACCUUUGUGAAAAUGAUGGGAGAAUUCAUUGAAGUUGGGAAUGACCAAAGCCAAUUGACUGCAUAUGCCCAAACGUUGCCAAAACUUCAACGGGCAAAGAUGAGCAUGAAUGGGCACGAAUGGGCAAAGAUGGGAAAAGUUGGACGUGCCGCGGCCAAGUUUGCCCUACCGGCCGCGGAACUGACAUGGGUAGGACACCUCACUCGCGGUGCCUUGCGGCUCAACCGAAGCUUAUGGGGCGGUGGAGUGACACCUGUCGCCACUUGUCGCCAAGCCUUACUUUCAGGAUGGCUUUACGAAAAAUUCCAUUUAGUUGAAGUAGGACCUGAGACACCUGUCGCCUGUGGGCACGACAUCUGUUCAGACAUGUGGCAGCAGGCGGGGAUCGUCGACUGUGGUCUAGGAGAUUCGCCUGAGACCUAG
Arabidopsis thaliana (thale cress) is the source of this 1521-nucleotide messenger RNA. RefSeq names its product nucleic acid binding / zinc ion binding protein. The transcript is spliced from 8 exons. The record is from RefSeq and is marked reviewed. Lineage: Eukaryota; Viridiplantae; Streptophyta; Magnoliopsida; Brassicales; Brassicaceae. Bases 1 to 1521 code for a protein of 506 amino acids.